AUGACUAAAAUAGAGCUGAUAAAUAAAUUAUUAAAAUGGGCUGAGCUGAAUGGUGCUCAAAUAUCCCCAGAUGUUGAAUUCAAAGAAAUAUCAAAGAACUAUAUUGGUGCCAUCUACAAAGGAAAUAAAGUACCAGAUUCACCCUUUUGUCCUAUCAGUAUCCCAUCAAAAUUAAUUAUUACUCCACAAACUGCAUUCAAAGAAUUCUCAAAACUGUUGAAAAAUACCGACAUUAAUGACAACUCAAUAUUAAAAUUGCACUUAUGUCAUGAAAGAUUGAAUGGCAAUUCAUUCUUUUAUCCGUAUUUGAACUUGUUGCCCUCUUUGUCAGAAAUCGAUUCACCAUAUACAUGGUCAGCAAAUGAUAAAUCUUAUUUACAGGGAACAAACUUGGGGAACUCUUUAAAGGAAAAUUUGGUUACGUUGGUGGAGGAAUGGUGGAAGGCAAUCAAUGCCUUACAUGACGAUCUUCCCAAACCUGAACAACAUUACAUUAAUAUGAAGUUCUACUAUGAGUAUAAGUUCUAUACCGAUGAUGACUUGAAUAAGUAUUUAAAUGAUGAAAAUAUUGAGAAUUGGACUAGUUUCCCAAAUUAUUUAUGGGCUUCGUUGAUUUUAAAAAGUAGAUCUUUCCCAGCAUAUUUGAUUGAUAAAAAUAACAAACAAGAUAGUGCUAUGCUUUUACCAGUUGUGGACUUGUUAAAUCAUAAUUCCAAGAGUAAAGUACAUUGGGAUGUUUCCGACAAUUAUUUUAAGUUUAGUUCAGAAUCGAUAGUACCCGGGAAGGAAAUUUUUAACAACUAUGGUUUAAAGGGCAAUGAAGAAUUGUUAUUGGCCUAUGGGUUUUGUAUUGAAAAUAAUCUGCAAGAUUCGGUUGCGUUGAAGAUCAAAAUGCCCGAAGAGAAGAUCAAAGCCAUUGAAGAGUAUGGUAUUAAAUUACCAACUAUAGAUGAUUACACCAAUUCAGUAGUUGCAAAUGAUGCCCCCUCUACUGCAGAAACAAAGCAUCAAGAUGGCGUUUUGUUCUUUAUUAAUAAUGAAAAUAUACCAAGCAACUUGAUUGAAACAUUCCAAUUUUUAGUUCAAAAUGAAUGGGAAACGGGAAUUACAUUGCGUAUGAAAUUAUCAGGUUUAAAUCAUUUACGUGCCGCUUUGGAGACUAAAAAAAACUUGCUUAAACUUGAUGUGCCUCAGGACUCGCAAAAGCAUAAGUAUAUUCUAUGGUAUAUUGAAUCUCAAUUCAAAAUAUUUACAUCGGCUAUAAAGAGUAUCAAAAGAAUGGAAAAGGAAAUAUUAAAGGAUGAAAAGACGCAUUUAACUACAUUGAAAAAUGUUUUCAAAAAAGAUUGCAAGUUCCAACAAUCAAUGUUAUUUUUGGGAUUCGCUGAUUACGAUGCAGUAUUAGAGUCGCAAUUUCAGGAUCAAUGCUGGUUAUUGUGGUUGAUCCGUUGUUAUAAUCGCGAUCAAUACACCAAUGACUCAGAGUGUUUACCAAUGUGGAUUCAUGAUUUAUUUGUAAAAUUAAGAAAAAACACAGACAUUUCUGCACAAGAAGUACUCAACUACAAACCAAUAUAUGAGAACUUGAUUCCUGAUUUAUCUGUGCAAAUUCCUGAAAUUUACGGUAAGGGACAAUGGACCCUAAGUGAGUUUAUAAUUGCUGCAAAAUUAUUAGAUUUGGUUGGAUUUGUCAGGGGUAAAGAACAAGAGUGUAUAUUAGUCGAACAAACUUAUUCUUAA
Messenger RNA from Candida albicans SC5314, 1740 nucleotides. Its product is annotated as protein-lysine N-methyltransferase. Gene Ontology annotation, molecular function: protein-lysine N-methyltransferase activity; protein binding. Bases 1 to 1740 code for a protein of 579 amino acids. The transcript has a single exon. Lineage: Eukaryota; Fungi; Ascomycota; Pichiomycetes; Serinales; Debaryomycetaceae. Gene Ontology annotation, biological process: peptidyl-lysine dimethylation; peptidyl-lysine monomethylation. Gene Ontology annotation, cellular component: nucleus. The record is from RefSeq and is a predicted model, not a curated record.